Molecule: messenger RNA, 1986 nt
Organism: Exaiptasia diaphana
Lineage: Eukaryota; Metazoa; Cnidaria; Anthozoa; Actiniaria; Aiptasiidae
Product: histamine H2 receptor
Exons: 1
Coding region: 1-1149 (382 amino acids)
Biological process (GO): G protein-coupled receptor signaling pathway
Cellular component (GO): membrane
Molecular function (GO): G protein-coupled receptor activity
Source: RefSeq, a predicted model, not a curated record
AUGUAUAGUCGUUUCAUUUGUAGUAAUUCUAAAUCUUCAUCCAACAUAGAAUUACUUCACAGAGAAGAAAACCUGAUCAUGCUGCUUUUUAACGACACYCAGRGAGCACUUAAUGUUAACAAAAYGGCUUCAKUGUCAACURGCGACCAGUUGGCAGUUCCUCUUCCUCAAGGAGUGAUAAUUGGGACUUUUACCUUGAUUCUUUCCAUUACUGGGACAUUUGGUAACUUCCUGAUAAUCUUUGCUAUUGUAACAACACCUCAGCUYCAACAAAGACCAUCYAAUAAYCUUCUCUUGAGUUUAGCGGUGGCCGAUUUGGUAGCAACCAUAGUUGCACAACCAUUGUUUGCCGUGUAUGUUUUACUAAAGACCGUUGCCAAUCGAUGCGUCCUUGGAGUCGAUAUGGCGUACUUAAUGGCAGCGACCCUUUCCGGUGGUAGUUCUAUCAGCCAUCUUGCAGCCAUAAGCAUCGACCGAGCGCUCGCAACGGUUAAGCCUCAUAAACACCACACCAUAAUGAAGAAGUGGUUAAAAGUGAUGUUAUCGUUGUGUUGGGGAACAGUUGCAAUUGCGAUGAUUGGAUAUUUCAGUGUGCAAAUCAUUAAGGCUGGAGAAAUAGCAGCUCUUUUGUUUAGCAUUCUUGAUGUUAUUUUUAUUUCUAUAGAUUUUGUCCUCAUGAUCGGCUCAUAUGCAAUAAUUCUAUACAGAAUCAAAUUUUCCAAUGUCCAACAAACCAUGGGAACGUCUUCCACGGCACGCGAAAGAGCUAUGGAAAAAAGAGUUUCUGGGACUAUAGCAAUCGUUAUUUUGCUUUUCGCCGCAUGCUGGUUCCCUAUCGUUGGAUAUAGGUUAUCAAAUCCCGACACUUCAGCGCAYUGUUCGUUUGAUCAMACACAUCUAUGGAUUCGYACACUUUAUUUAGCUAACUCGUCCAUGAAUUUCAUCGUUUACAGCUUGAGGAUCCGUCAGUUUCGUACUGCAUACAYAAGAAUCAUUGCCAGAAUUGUGCAGCAAUUUAGGCAAGUUGUUGGAAAAUGCAUUUACACAAUUCCUAAACAACAACAUAUGAAUGCAACUCGAAUAACUGUUGCUCCUUUAUCGAAUGAAAUGCAAGACGCAAAUGAAACAAUUCAAACUAGUGCAACAUGAACUCACUCAGACAUCCUCAGAUACUGAAAAAAAAGCAAUUCCGUGAAGUUUCUAGUCUAAAAAAAUAUGUAAUAUUAUAAGAAUAAAAUCAGUCAGAUCCGUUCAUCUCACUUACAUCAGGAGAAUGUAGGCAGGUUAAUUUCUUGGAACAAGAGCGCACAAWGUUCCGACAAACGAAACGUUAGCUUGAUGCGCYCUCGGUCAUUAUUGACAACAUGAUCUGCAAUGCUGCAACCGUUGCAAUUAAAAAUUCUCUCGAAGGAACUAAAUAUUAUCAAAUGCAAUCAAAUAUACAAAAAGAGAUUGAAAGAAAAGAAUGAAACUUUGAAUACCUAUAAUUGUAUCUUUUCACGUGAYCAAAUUGUGUUGCGAAUUUUUUCUCACCACAAUUUUAUUUUCGCCAAUGUUAAAACGAAAUGUACGCCUUCAACUUUUGUCUUAACAUUUGAUAGAUCAAUGUUCUUAAGAUCAAUUCCUAAAAUAAACUCAAAAACAUUAAUGUAAACACACUAUUUAAACCUCAUCACAAAMRAAGUGAAAAAAACAAUUUCUGUUUUGGYUAGACUUUGUCCUUUUAAAAUGAAUUCUAAAACGAACUUUUUUCAAAAARCAACCAAAAGUGUCCCAAACAAAGGUUUAAUUGAGAGCAGCGUCCAAUUUUACAGAAAACAAACAGUUUCUCAAUAUGCGACAUUUUAGGCAGAUGAAUAUAAAAUUGACUUGACGAURUUUGCUUUUUGCCUUAGAUCUUUUCAGCCUUGUUCUCAAACCAAAUUAAAGUCGUCGCAARCRUUUCCURCAUAGAUAUAAUGUGCGRGUGGUAAAGUYAAYUAUUUG